Molecule: messenger RNA, 519 nt
Organism: Paramuricea clavata
Lineage: Eukaryota; Metazoa; Cnidaria; Anthozoa; Malacalcyonacea; Plexauridae
Source: the annotation of a GenBank genome assembly
AUGAUUUCAGAGGGAACUAUUAAUACUGGCACACAAGAAAUAAAAACUGAAUUUUUCCUUGGGGGUGAUUAUAAAUACAUAUUGAUCAAUGCUGCUUCAGCUAAUUAUGCAUGUGCGUGGUGCAAAGUACACAAACUCGACAGAUGGAAAACAGAUCAUGAUUACAAAUACUUCAACAUACCCCCCAUGGCCAGAACAUUGCAACAAAUCAGAGAUCUGCUGCAAGAUUCUAACAAUAAUUAUGGAUGCAUUAAAGACCCAUUAUUAAAUAUUGAACUGGAUCAUGUCAUAGUCGAUGAACUCCAUUUGUUAUUGAGAGUAACCGACAUUUUAAUGACAAAUUUAAUAACUGAAGCAAUGGAAUGGGAUAAGGAUGAAGGAUUUGAGAAGAGAAGUGGAGCUAAAAAUGUUCAUCUGGAAAAAUUAAUUAACACCAUACAAUCUUGUGGUGUAUCAUUCCAAGUAUGGGAGAAAAAAAAUGCGGUAAAAAGAGUGGGAAGUAUGACUGGACUAGCCUAA